Messenger RNA from Neltuma alba, 1389 nucleotides. Its product is annotated as (R,S)-reticuline 7-O-methyltransferase-like. The record is from RefSeq and is a predicted model, not a curated record. NCBI's taxonomy places the organism in Eukaryota, Viridiplantae, Streptophyta, Magnoliopsida, Fabales, Fabaceae. The transcript is spliced from 2 exons. Gene Ontology annotation, molecular function: protein dimerization activity; O-methyltransferase activity. Bases 86 to 1153 code for a protein of 355 amino acids.
AUAAGGAGGCGGCUGCCUCUCUGAUUCAUACCAGCACUAUCAAUCACAGAGAGAGAGAGAGAGAGAGAGAGAGAGAGAGAGAGAGAUGGGAGAAUAUGCUAAUGGAGAGGAGGCCCUGGCAUUACAAGGUCAAGCUCUUGUUUGGAGCUGCAUGUUCAGUUUUGUAGAUUCCAUGGCCCUCAAAUGCGCCGUGGAACUCCGCAUUCCCGACAUUAUACACCGUCACGGCGGACCUAUCUCCCUGUCCCAGAUCACCGCCUCUCUCGCCGACGCUCCUUCUCCCGACCCUACCUCCCUCGCCCGAGUCAUGAGGCUCCUCGUCCGCCGCAACAUCUUCACUGCCCACCACCCCUCCGACAGCGGAGACACCCUCUAUGGCCUCACCCACUCUUCUCGGUGGCUCCUGAGUGACUCUGACUUGAACCUCGCUCCCGCGCUUCUCAUGCAGAACCAUCCCGCCCUUGUGGCUCCCUGGCACUACCUGAGUCAUUGCGUCAGAGAAGGUGGCCCGGCGUUCAAGAAGGCCCAUGGCCGGGAGAUCUGGGAGUUAGCAUCGGAGAGCCCAGAGUUCAACAAGCUGUUCAAUGAUGGGAUGGCGUGUACGGCGAGGAUGGCGAUGAGGGCGGUCGUAUCGGCGUACAAGGAAGGGUUCGAGAGCAUCGGAUCUUUGGUGGAUGUGGGAGGGAACAUCGGAGGGACGGCGUCGGAGAUAGUGAAAGCGUAUCCGCACAUAAAGUGCAUCAACUUCGAUCUGCCUCAUGUGAUCGCCACCGCACCUGAACACGACGGAGUCACCCAUGUCGGAGGAGACAUGUUCCACUCCAUCCCUCCUGCCGAUGCUGUCUUCAUGAAGUGGAUACUGCACGAUUGGAGCGACGAAGAUUGCAUAAAGAUACUGAAGAACUGCAAGAAGGCAAUAGAAGAAGUGAGAGGGAAGGUGAUAAUUGCAGAGUUUGUUCUGAAACCAGAAGGAAGGGACUUGUUCGACGAGACAGGGCUGGUCAUCGAUUUGUUGAUGAUUGCUCAUUCUUCAGGUGGAAAAGAGAGGACCGAAUUGGAGUGGAAGGAUCUACUGCACCGAGCUGGCUUCCCUCGUUAUCGAAUCAUCCAAACACCCUCUUUCUUAUCCAUCAUUGAGGCUUCCCCGUUCUGAGAUCCAUUUACCAGGCCAUUCCAAGUUUCACUCUUGUUUGUCCUAUAUUAUACCAUCACUAUUAUGCAUCAUUUCCCCCUUGUUGCUUCCUGUGUGAAACUUUAGUAUUUAAUGUUUAUGUAUAACGACCAAUUACGUUUAUAAAACUUUGAGACUGAGCAUAUAUGGGCGUGCAAUAUGGACCAUAAAUGUAACAUUAGUGUGGCUGAUCAAACAGAUAUUUUCUAGCUACAAAA